This is a messenger RNA of Drosophila nasuta, 1535 nucleotides long. Its product is annotated as facilitated trehalose transporter Tret1-like. Gene Ontology annotation, biological process: transmembrane transport; carbohydrate transport. The transcript has 6 exons. Bases 70 to 1458 code for a protein of 462 amino acids. Lineage: Eukaryota; Metazoa; Arthropoda; Insecta; Diptera; Drosophilidae. Gene Ontology annotation, molecular function: sugar transmembrane transporter activity. Gene Ontology annotation, cellular component: membrane. The record is from RefSeq and is a predicted model, not a curated record.
UAAUAUUCCACUGUAGCUUCUAAUUGAGACAUCUCUCCGCUGUAGAGAUCAUUCAACACGACUGGAAAAAUGUUUGCGAAACUAUUGAAUAGUCCAGACUGUUUACUGAAUCAAAGGAAUCGCAAGCAAUUUCUAGCAACAUUGCUGAUCAAUUUAAUAUGCAUUGCUCAUGGCAUUGGAAUUGGUUGGUUUGCGCCCACAAUGCGCAAAAUGCAAACCGAAGAGACGCCCAUGAAUUUUAUGGCCACCGUCUCUGAGGUCUCCUGGGUUGGUUCAUUCCUGGGCAUGGGAGCGAUGACAGGAAAUGCUCUAAUGGGAAUCAUUCUUCCCUAUUUGGGCAGCAAGUUGUGUCUACUUUUUGUAGCCAUUCCUCAGACGUGCUAUUGGCUUUUGGUAUAUUUCGCCGAGAGAGUCGAGUAUCUUUAUGUGGGACGCUUUCUUGGCGGUCUUUGCAGUGGUGGCAUGUACAUCAUUCAUUCCAUGUUCCUCAGCGAAAUUUCAGAUCCCAGAAUUCGUGGGACACUCGGUGCUAUAGUGAUGUUAUCUGUGAAUAUAGGCGUGUUUCUUGGCUACAUUAUGGGCACACACAUGCCGUUCAGCAUCACACCAUUCAUAGUAUUAUUACUUCCAGUUUGUUACUUUUUAUUAACGCUAUGUUUUAUACCGGAAUCGCCAGUGCAUCUGAUAAGAAAAGGCAACUUGAAGGCGGCUGAGAUAUCUUUCCGUUAUUAUAAGAAUAUCAAGGAUUUCAAUCGAUCUGCAGCAGUGGAGGAAUUCGAGGAUAUGCGACAGAAGCUAACGGAGGAUGACAAGGCAUCUAGUAACGUGACUAUCAAGGAUUUUGUGUCCAGAUCAGCUUUCCGAGCUUAUGCAUCCGCUGCAGUCUUGCUGAUUGCGAAUCAAUUCAGCGGCAUUUUCGCCAUGGUCAGCUACAUGUCGGACAUCUUUGAAAAAUCGGGCAGCACUAUGGACCCAGAUACCUGCACCAUUAUCAUUGGCAUCGUUCAGAUUCUAGGCACAUAUGCAACGGCUUUACUUUGCGAUGUCUGGGGACGUCGUCUGCUUCUCGUUGUCUCCUCGGGCGGAGUUGCUGUCAGUCUCUUUGGUUUCGGUUUCUUUACAUAUUUUGCACAGUGGUACGAUUUGAGUGAUUGGAGUUGGGUGCCUCUUGUGUUGAUGUCGAUCUGCAUCUUUAUGGGCAAUAUUGGACUUGUCGGCUGCUUCUUUAUGGCCUUGGUCGAAAUGUUUCCUCUAAAGAUUCGCACUCGUGCCACAUCGAUUUCUGUGGUUAUUUGCGGCUUCUUUGUGUUCAUCAUGCUCAACAUUCUCCCACUGUGCAUGGCUGAAUGGGGUUUGCCAGCAACGAUGUGGUCAUGUGCUGGGAUAUCAGCAUUGAGCUUUAUUUAUUUUGUCUUGUUCUUGAAGGAAACAAAAGGCAAAUCCAUGCUUGAAGACUGAAUACAGCAAUUAAAAAAAUUCCGAAAAUCUAAUUUUAAUUUUAUUAAAAACACUAAGAUUGUUGUCUGCUUAUCUAA